AUGCGUGCUCACAAUUUUCCCCUAUACGCAUGGGGUCUAUGGUCGGCAUCCACUGUGAAUGCUGCCGUAUCGCGCCGACACAUUGACCAGGCGCUUGACAGUCUCAUAGUUACGAACAUUGAGGAUGUACGCGGCAAUCUUCACCUACCAGAGACAUCUGGAGACUUCAAGGUCACCUGGGCAAGCAGCCACCCAUCAAUUAUCUCACCGGAUGGUAUCGUGAAACGACAGGAUGCCGAAACCACGGUUGAUCUUACGGCAAUUAUCGACCAUGAGGGAAUCAUUUCUAAUCGCACAUUCAACGCCAAUGUCCGUCAAGCAGCAGCCCUUGCACCUUUCGAGGGUUACGCCUUUGCAUAUUUUACGGGCAACUCCAUAGCUGGCGAAAAGAUCUACAUGGCAGCCAGUCAAGGCAACAAUGCUUUGAAGUGGAAUGAGCUAAAUGGCGGACAGCCAGUCCUGGCCUCUACUCUAGGCACAAAGGGCCUGCGCGACCCUUUUGUUAUUCGAUCAAACGAGGGUGACAAGUUCUUCUUGCUCGCCACUGAUCUUUCGAUCGGAUCCGGUACCUCGUGGGGAGAUGCAGUCAAAUUUGGCAGUCUCUACCUUGAGAUUUGGGAAUCGAAGGACCUCAAGACCUGGUCAGCCCAGCGCCACGUCAAGGUUUCUCCGUCCACUGCUGGAAACACAUGGGCGCCUGAAGCCUACUACGAUGCCAGCCUAGGCUCAUACGUGGUUUUCUGGGCUUCUUCGCUCUAUGAACCAAGCGAUACCGCCCGUACUAGAAGUACCUACCACCGCAUGAUGUAUGUCACCACGCGAGACUUUGUCACGUUCAGCCAACCUCAGGUAUGGCAAGACGCUGGACUGUCGCGUAUCGACACGACCGUUAUCAAGGAGGGAAACACUUUCUACCGAUUUACCAAGGACGAGGGAGGCACAGGUACCAACUGUCAAGACAUUAUCCAAGAGCGCUCAACAUCGUUCCUUGCUCCUGUGAGUGGAUGGACUCAAGUUGCUGCAUGCAUUGGUCGCAACGCCGGUACAAGCGCCGUUGAAGGGCCGACUGUAUUCAAGGCCAACGACAAUGACGUCAACGGAAAGAAGUUCUACCUCUUUGUGGAUGAAUAUACGGGCCGCGGCUAUAUUCCUCUGGAGACUGCAGACAUCUCCAAGCCAACCUGGAAGGUCUCUAGCUCCUACAGUCUCCCACGCAGCCCGCGCCACGGAACUGUUAUCCCAAUCACUGCCAGCGAACUUGCUAACCUACGAUCCGGACUCACAAGCCGCUCAGAUUCUGUUGCUCCCCGCAGCCGCUCCCGCUUAAGUGCCAGAGCAGGAAGCCCUGUUCUCCCAGGCCUUUAUGCCGACCCGAACAUUGCAGUCUUUGGCAAGAACUACUACCUCUAUGUCACAACCGACGGCUUCCCAGGCUGGGGCGGCAACGUCUUCUACGUCUGGAAGUCACCCGAUCUAGUUUCUUGGGCUCGUUCAGUGAAGCCUUUCCUGACUCUCAAUGGCACAAGCGGAAACGUACCAUGGGCAACCGGUAAUGCAUGGGCUCCAACCAUCAUUGAGAGGGGUGGCAAGUACUACUUCUACUUCAGCGGCCAGAACCCCAAGUACAACCGCAAAACCAUCGGCGUCGCCGUUGCAAACUCCCCCGAAGGUCCAUUCACCGCCCAACCCGAAGCCAUGAUCCUAAACGACGGCACCCUCAAGACCGGCCAGGCAAUCGACCCCGCCGCCUUCCGCGACCCCACCACCGGAAAAUACUACAUCUUCUGGGGCAACGGCACACCAGCCCUCUACGCCGAACUCGCCGACGACAUGAUCUCCCUCAAAGCCGGUACCACCCGUGCCAUCAGCGGCCUCACCGACUUCCGCGAGGGCAUCUUCCUCAACUACCGCAAGGGCCUCUUCCACCUCACCUACUCCAUCGACGACACCGGCUCAGAAAACUACCGUGUCGGCUACGCUACCUCGACGAGCGUCGACGGUCCCUGGACGUACCGCGGCGUUAUCCUCCAGAAGAAUACUGCGCUGGGUAUCUUGGGUACUGGCCACAGUUCCAUCAUCAAUGUGCCUGGUACGGAUGACUGGUACAUUGCGUACCACCGCUUUGCUAUCCCCAACGGCGGUGGAACCAACAGGGAGACGACGAUUGAUCGGGUGUACUUUGAUGAUGCCGGGUUCAUUAAGCCGGUUGUGCCUACGCUUACGAGUGUGGAGCCGGAACCGGUUCCUGCGUGA
Molecule: messenger RNA, 2253 nt
Organism: Bipolaris oryzae ATCC 44560
Lineage: Eukaryota; Fungi; Ascomycota; Dothideomycetes; Pleosporales; Pleosporaceae
Product: glycoside hydrolase family 43 protein
Exons: 1
Coding region: 1-2253 (750 amino acids)
Biological process (GO): carbohydrate metabolic process
Molecular function (GO): hydrolase activity, hydrolyzing O-glycosyl compounds
Source: RefSeq, a predicted model, not a curated record